Messenger RNA from Canariomyces notabilis, 453 nucleotides. RefSeq lists its product as uncharacterized. The transcript has a single exon. The record is from RefSeq and is a predicted model, not a curated record. The coding region runs from base 1 to 453 and encodes 150 amino acids. Lineage: Eukaryota; Fungi; Ascomycota; Sordariomycetes; Sordariales; Chaetomiaceae.
AUGCAUCUCACCACCACAAUCAUCACCCUCAUCGCUGGCGCAAGCUGCACCCUCGGCGCCCCAACCUUGAACUCCCGAUCCGAGGCGGUCUCUGCCAUGGCCGCCGUCCCUCAAUGGACAAUCAAGUCAUUCACCCGAACCUGCAACGCCGCGGACACGUCUUGCACGGUCUCAUUCGGCAUCGACACCCAAACGGCGCCUGUCACCAACUGCUCAUACAACGUUACUGGCGCGCCGGCUAGCAGGGCGUCUACGAACAGCAUCACGUGCGGCCCAUACACCAUUAGUUCGGCAUGGAGCGGCCAGUUUGGACCCGAGAAUGGAUUCACCACCUGGUCUGUUGUCGACUGGAGCAAGCGGCUGAUUGUCUGGCCGGCGUACUCGGAUCGGGAGCUGGUUAAUGGUGUUGCGGUCACCCCGGACAAGAGUUAUGCGCCGCAGACUCUGGCUUGA